Molecule: messenger RNA, 2385 nt
Organism: Phacochoerus africanus (Common warthog)
Lineage: Eukaryota; Metazoa; Chordata; Mammalia; Artiodactyla; Suidae
Gene: TRMT6
Product: tRNA methyltransferase 6 non-catalytic subunit
Biological process (GO): tRNA methylation
Cellular component (GO): tRNA (m1A) methyltransferase complex; nucleus
Source: RefSeq, a predicted model, not a curated record
UCCUGAGGCUCUGACCGGAAAGCGGAAGCGGUGCGUAGCACGUGGGGGAGGUGCAGAUUUCUGGGCUCGGCGUCCCCUUGGUUUGUGCGAGGCCAGGCCGCCGGCGGCGGCGACAACCCUAGACGAGGGGCGGAGCGCGGGGAAUUAGAGAGUUAGAGAGACGCCGCGGAGCUCAGAGAUCGGCUGAGCGUCAUGGAGGGCUCUGACGAGCAACCGGGCCCACAGCCACCGCAUCCCGGGGAUCACUGCAUCCGCGACGGCGACUUCGUAGUGCUGAAACGGGAAGAUGUGUUUAAAGCAGUGCAAGUCCAGCGGAGAAAAAAAGUAACUUUUGAAAAACAGUGGUUCUAUCUGGAUAACGUUAUAGGCCAUAAUUAUGGAACCACAUUUGAAGUGACCAACGGAGGAAUUCUUCAGCCGAAGAAGAAGAAGGAAGAGCCUGCUUCAGAGACCAAAGAAGCAGGCACUGAUAAUCGAAAUAUAAUCGAUGACGGGAAAUCUCAGAAACUUACUCAAGAUGACAUAAAAGCUUUAAAGGACAAAGGCAUUAAAGGAGAGGAAAUAGUUCAACAAUUAAUUGAAAAUAGUACAACAUUCCGAGACAAGACAGAGUUUGCUCAAGAUAAAUAUAUAAAAAAGAAGAAAAAGAAAUACGAAGCCAUGAUUACUAUUGUGAAGCCAUCCACCCGCAUUCUUUCAGUUAUGUAUUAUGCAAGAGAACCUGGAAAAAUUAACCACAUGAGAUACGAUACACUAGCCCAGAUGUUGACAUUGGGAAAUAUCCGUGCUGGCAAUAAAAUGAUUGUGAUGGAAACAUGUGCAGGCUUGGUGCUGGGUGCGAUGAUGGAACGCAUGGGAGGUUUUGGCUCCAUUAUUCAGCUGUAUCCUGGAGGUGGACCUGUUCGGGCAGCAACAGCAUGUUUUGGAUUUCCAAAAUCUUUUCUCAGUGGUCUUUAUGAAUUCCCCCUCAACAAAGUGGACAGUCUCUUAAAUGGAACGUUUUCAGCUGAGAUGUUAUCUUCAGAGCCAAAAGACAGCGCCUCAGCUGAAGAAAGCAAUGGCACACUGGAGGAAAAACAGACUUCAGAACAAGAGAAUGAAGACAGCGUGGCAGAGACCCAAGAGAGCAGUCACCCAGAAGAACAAGAGACGAUGGAAAUGAUCUCUCAAGACCCAGAAUAUAAGGAGCCUAAAGAGAGAGGAAGCAAAAAGGAUUAUAUUCAGGAAAAGCAGAGGAGACAAGAAGAGCAGAAGAAAAGACAUUUAGAAGCUGCUGCGCUGCUGAGUGAAAGAAACGCGGAUGGUUUAAUUGUAGCUAGUCGUUUCCAUCCUACUCCACUGCUGCUGUCUUUGCUGGACUUUGUGGCUCCUUCAAGGCCAUUCGUGGUCUACUGUCAGUAUAAAGAGCCUCUGUUGGAAUGCUACACAAAACUACGGGAAAGAGGAGGGGUCAUCAACCUCAGGCUGUCUGAAACCUGGCUUAGAAAUUACCAGGUUUUGCCAGAUCGAAGUCAUCCCAAACUACUGAUGAGCGGAGGUGGGGGGUACCUUCUCUCAGGCUUCACCGUGGCCACAGACAAUCUUAAAGCAGACACUAGUCUCAAAUCCAGCACCAGCACUUUAGAAUCAUACAAGACUGAAGAGCCAGCAGCUAAAAAACGGAAAUGCCCGGAGUCUGACGCUUAACCUUUCAAAGAUUGCUUUGAUUUUUGUUCUUAGGCAUUUUAUAGUUAGGAUGUAAACUUUAAAUGCCAUUACUAAUUGUUUUUUCAUAGCCUAAGAAUAAGAACAUGUCUAUAUACCUGUUCCUAGGAAGGACAAGUAAGCCUUUUGUCCACCUCUGAUGCAGAUGGAUUUGGUCUGUCAAAACCUGGAGCCAAAUCCCCAAGCCUAGAAUAAGCAGUGGACUAGUAUAUGGCCAGUUCUGUUUAUUUCACAAAAAUUCUCUAAGUACUUUUAGUACUCUGUGCAAAUAUCUUGAGAAUUUAGGCAUCUGAAAAAUAUAUUUAUACAAGAUGUUUGUUUUUAUGUUAAGCUAAGUGGAAUAACCUGCCAUCAGUGAAACUUGGGUACUAAAAGGAAGGAAUUUGUGGAAGAAUUUCCUCUGUUUGAUUACACUCUCUUCAACCUAAGCAAUAUGAAUGUGUGUGAGAUUUACAGUACCAAAAAUGUCCACCCUUUCUCCCCCAAUGGAAUAAACUUUUUAAAAAAUGUUAUAUUUUAUUAUUUUAUAGUUGACGACCUAGGAAAGCUCUGAAUAUUUAUUUUACUGUUGUUUUUGUCCAUAGAAAGGUGUAGUAGGGUAGUUUUUUGCAUUAAUAUUCCAAUUCCUCUCUUUGUUCCAAAUAAAAUUUUGUGUGCUAUUCAAUUAAAGGCAACAGAAAU